Molecule: messenger RNA, 4269 nt
Organism: Cavia porcellus (domestic guinea pig)
Lineage: Eukaryota; Metazoa; Chordata; Mammalia; Rodentia; Caviidae
Gene: Fam53a
Product: family with sequence similarity 53 member A
Exons: 7
Coding region: 2611-3807 (398 amino acids)
Biological process (GO): protein import into nucleus
Cellular component (GO): nucleus
Source: RefSeq, a predicted model, not a curated record
GGAAGUUUGACAACAUUCUAUGGCGCAGUACGGGAGGCCCUAGGUGGACCCAGACCACGUGUGACCCUCCCCACAACCUGCGGAAGGCGCGGCGUUGAAUUGGGAUUCUGAAACUGCUUUCCUGCGCAGCUUGGAGGAGUACAUGAUCACCUGUCAUCUGUUGUCACUUGUGUCCCUGAUGAAAACAGGUCCAUGAAGGGAAGUAUGGUCUCUUCUUCUGAAGGUUGGAUUUAGGGGCCACAGAAAGCACGGAAAAUGCCAGAGUACUCAUUUUUCAAAUGGAUGCAUUGGGAACUUUUUGCUUAGAGACAUUUGCUCACAUGCACUGUUGUGCCCAGGGAACAGGAAAGUAAGGGGGCUUUGACUGAGAAUGUAUUUUGCAGUUAGAGAGGAAAACCAAGAAAAUCUUUAUUUUGCACUGCACCUACACAUUGCAAACAUUGAAAACACGUUUUAAAAAAUUAGAAUUAUUUUUUAUAUAAAGCCUUUCAACAUUUUCUGCGAUGGUGUUUCUCAGAGUGACUUUCUCAGCCUUUUAAGCAUUUGAUAUAAGCAGUCAUAAUUUAAACAUGUAUCACAGACCUGGGUACUUUCACAUGUAUUACUGUGUUUGAUUCCUUGAGGCCUCAUGAGGUCUGGGUAGUUCUUCCUUAUUUUCAGUUUCCAAGAAGCUCAGGGCCAGGAGGAGAAAGGCGAGCCCAGAUCCAUUUGCAGUAUAGCAGAGUCUGAACCUGUAGCUUCCACUCAGUGCUCAGGGUAAAGUUGGCCAGGGCCGGGCAUUUUCUUCCUUGUGGAAAUGUGUCAGUGAUCAUUGGUAGACAGGUGACAGCAGCCAUUUCUAUUUUUUUUUUUUUUUGUCUUUUUUUUUUCGUUUUUAUCAGUACCAGGGAUCGAACUCAUGACUGCCUGCUUGCAAGGCAGGCGCUUAUGCCGCUGAGCUAAAUCCCCAGCGCCGCCAUUUCUAUUUUUAAGAUUUGAGUUUCUUCUCCUUUGGAUUGCAAAGGUAACACUUGAAGCAGGGUUUCUGUAUAUUUAAAGAAAUAGACUUCAUUUUUUACAGCAGUUUUAGGUCCUCAGCACAGUUGAGCAAAAGAUACAGAGUUCCAUCUGCUCUUUAAACCUAUGCAGGCUCCCUGCUUUCCCAUCUCAGGACUGCUACUACACAUCUAACAUUCGCAGGAAUCAGAAGCUGGCUUCCUUACUUCAUGCUUUAGGAACCAGAGCAGAGGAGAAAUGGUUCCUCCAGAGUACAGAUUUAAACUCAAAUCCUGGUCUGCUGCCAGGCCUGGCUCUCAAAGUGCAGGCAGCACUGAGCAGAAGGUGCUCCUCCACCCUCCCAGCUCACACUCCUCUGUAGCCAGGUGUCCACAGAUCCAUCAUCGCUGCCAAUCCCAGGGUCAGGCAGCUAGCAGUCAAGAGGCCAGGAUGAAUUCUGUGGGCGGAGACCCCUGCAGUGAGGAGCUCCAGUAGGGUGUGGGGUGAGAGACCUGGGGAGACCCAGCCGGUAGGUGGAAAAGACCAGGGACUGUGAUGUGCAUUUGGGCCGGAGGGAGCAGCUGGGAACAGUGUAAUCUGCUCCGGCACAGCAUGUCCAAGCAGAGCUGGGCAGGGCGCCAUGCCUGAGUGGAGGGCACAGCAGCCCUGAGCGGUAGGAGAUGGGGCUGAGGGGGCACUGUAGAGAGUGGACAGUGAGCACAGCAGAGUGGAGACAUGGGAGGAGAGGUGCACCCAGUCACUUGUCGCUGGGACAAAGUACCUGACUCUCAGAACCUAGUGGCGAGGUUUGUUUUGGCACAUAUUCAUGGCUGGCUGGCUUCAAGGCUGACUGGCAUGGCCUAAAGGCAGGAGAAGAGCUGCUCAGGGCACCCAGGAAGCACACUGCAGGGAGGAACCAGAAAGAGGUGGACCCUUUCAGGCCACGUACCCAUGCAGGGCCUCUUCUGACCAGGUCUCCAUCCUCAACUGCAAGUCACUGGGGUGGGUGCCGGGACACAUCCACAAUCAGCAGCCUCCUGGUCUCCAGGCUGCAGCCUGCUGGAGGCACCUGCAUGCUUUCCAUGGAAAGCCAUGCUGGGUGUCCAGGGCAUUGGCUUCACGGGCUCCCCUCCCAACAAGCUGGGAGGUGGGAGGAGGGGGAUCCCCAGGCUGAGUACUAGGAUAGGCUCUGGGAGCAGGGGACUGACCCAUUAAAGCCUGAUUUGGACUCUGUGAUUUGUUUUUUUUUUUUUUUUUGGUACAAACUCACGACCUAUGCCUGCUGAGCUAAAUCCCCAACCUGGACUCUGAUUUUGCUGGGGACUUUGGGGAAAAGCUCUCACCCAGGUGCACUGUUUACAUAUGGAAAGAGGAGCCGGUGUGAACUCAACUACAAGCCUAUCUGUGGCUGAACUGGAACUGGAGGUGCCCUGUGUAUGCAUUGUCUUCCAGGAGGGCUCCAGAGGCCCCCCCACAGCACCCUCUCGAGACACAGCUCUGAAAAGCCUAUGGGGAUGGGUUGUCCUGCUGUGAAAAUGGACACAUAAGCCUAAGAGUUAGCUCAAUCUCAGCGAUGGCCAGGGCCAUCUGACAGCUGAUGCUUCCAUUGGUGUGAAAGGAGGCAGGGUCUCAGCCAUGGUCACACUCAUCACUGAGAAGCUGCAGAACCAGAGCCUGGAUGACCUCACCUGCAAAACCCGAGAGGCUGGCCAGUAUUCUUCCAAGAGACUGACUGGGAGUGGCCAUUUGUUUCCUUUGGAGAUCAGUGUGGACAGGAGCCCCUGGAAGGCCUUUCGAGGAGGAUGGCCCAGCAGAAGGCAGGCAGCUGCCAGCCCCUGCUGCCCCUUCCCACUGGCUCCCUGUGGUGCUGCUCAGGCCCAGGGUCUCCAGUGGCGGCCAGAGUCUCCGGACCCCUGCACCGGCCUGGGUGUGGGCAGUGCUGUGGACCUCCGGGGGAGCACGGGGCCACCCACAGCACCGCCAACCAAGCGGCAUUGUCGGUCCCUGUCGGAGCCAGAAGAGCUUGCCCGAUGCUGGUCGCCCUGGCGCCCUGGUGGCUCCAAGGUCUGGACUCUAGUCUCCAAGAGGCGAUGCAACAGUGGGGGGAGUGCUACACUGCAGCGCUGUAGUGGCCUUGGGGGUACGGCCCUGUCACCUGCUGGCCCCACUUCACCCCUGGCACCCCGGCCAGCGUCAGCCAGCAGUGGCUUUGUGGACAGCAGUGAGGGCAGUACAGGCUCAGGCCCAUCCUGGCGUCCUACAGGGCCCUGCCCACUGUCCUCGAGGCGCCGCCUGUCCCUCUCACAGGAGCACCUCAUGGAAGCUGGUACCCAUCCGCCCUCAGCCAGCAGCACCCCAGCGUCCACACCUGAGCCUGGUCGGCGCCAUGGCCUGCUGCGGUGCCGGUCGCAGCCCUGUGUGCUGGGUGGGAGGAGAAGUCGGUGCAAGCGCAGGCGAGAGGAGGAUGCCAGGUGGACACGCCCAUCCUUGGACUUUCUCAAGAUGACUCGGACUUUAAAGAACUCAAAGAGCCUCUGCUCACUGGACUACGAGGAUGAUGAUGAGGAUGACACCCAGGUGAAGACGGUUGUGUCGUCCCCAUGUCACUCGCAGGGCCUUGUGGGCAUUGUCACACCUGGCUGCAGCCCGAGGGCUGCUGGCCUCUGCCCCGCCAGCCCAUGGACCUCAAGGGAGCCAGAGGCUGUCGAGGGUGAGGGUGAGCGUGAGGGCGGGAGCAGUGGGGAUCCCAGUGACUGGGACAGUGCUGGAGAAGAGGGCAUCUUCCCUCUGGACCAGGGUGACCUGGACCUGGAGCAGAUCGAGAACAACUGACCUGGCUUGGCUGUCACCUGCUCCCUUGGGGAGAAACUGUUUCCUGCUGUUUUGAACUUAAGGGUCUAAUUUUGACUCAGUUUUUCCUAAAGAAGUAUUUUGCAUUUUUAUGGCUUUUGCAGUUCAGGGAAAGCUUCUCUAUUUUGAAAUGAAUUUUCAAGAAGAGUGUUGUUAAGUGCGAGUCACCCUGUAGUCCUUUUGUAAGAAGCCUACUGUGAAGAGCAAUGUGGGUUUGGCUGGGGCUGGUGGUGGGCACCCUCCUCUGGGGCAACUACUGCUCUGGACCUGUGUGGGCAGUCGUGCUCUUGGACCUGGUCCUCCUGUGCUGGCUUAGGCCAUGUGGCUUCCUGGCUGGGGGUGGCGCUGCUGUGCAGGCUGAGUGGUGAGGACACCAUCCCGCAGGUGGCUGUGGCCGCUCUGCAGUGCCUCAUCCAUGAGUUCAAUAAAACACGUUGCUCUGUU